UCUACCUACUUAUGGUCUAUAAAUACACUUGUACUCUCUUAAUCUCUUAACUAUACUCUCCUCUUUAUUUCUCUGCUACGCCACAACUCCUUUCCUUUCCUAUCUAUACCAGAAAAGAAGACCAUCCCACCCUCUAAACAAGUAAGAAAAACAAGAAGCAAUGGGUGGUGGCAACGGCCAAAAGGCGAAGAUGGCUCGGGAGAGGAACUUGGAGAAGCAGAAAGGAGCUAAAGGAAGUCAGCUGGAAUCGAACAAGAAAGCCAUGUCAAUUCAGUGCAAGGUAUGUAUGCAAACAUUCAUUUGCACCACAACGGAGGUCAAGUGUAGGGAACAUGCCGAAGCAAAACACCCUAAGUCUGAUGUUUACACGUGUUUCCCUCAUCUUAAGGAAUGAACUGGUCUUAUUUACGUAUGAGGAAAGGGCUCGUAGAGAUGUGUUUGAACCUUCAUCUAUUGUAUCUUAUUCGCCAUUUAAGUUUGGGAGUUAAUCAAACUGUUUGUGGAGUCAUAUCAACUGUACUCGUUAUAAACUACAAACAAUUUUAGUCCCCCGUUGUUUGUUGAAUAACAAGAAUAUGCUUGUUUUAAUUU
Molecule: messenger RNA, 591 nt
Organism: Humulus lupulus (European hop)
Lineage: Eukaryota; Viridiplantae; Streptophyta; Magnoliopsida; Rosales; Cannabaceae
Exons: 3
Coding region: 161-394 (77 amino acids)
Source: RefSeq, a predicted model, not a curated record